Amphibalanus amphitrite is the source of this 1131-nucleotide messenger RNA. RefSeq lists its product as uncharacterized. NCBI's taxonomy places the organism in Eukaryota, Metazoa, Arthropoda, Thecostraca, Balanomorpha, Balanidae. The record is from RefSeq and is a predicted model, not a curated record. The coding region runs from base 167 to 955 and encodes 262 amino acids. The transcript has 5 exons.
GCAACAGUGGUUAGCAUUGCUACACACACACUGUUGUCAGUUCGGUGCUUUGUGUUUAAAUCACGAUUUAUGCUAAAUAGCUGCCUUGUGUGUGCUUCAUUAGCAAAGGGAGUGUUUUUACAUAAAAACAAAGUUUUGGUAGCCGGUCGUUACGAGCCUGGAAGCGAUGGCUUUAGCGGCAGGUCUCUUGGCAGUGCUGUUUGCCAUCUCUGCGACGGCAAACGCAUAUAGCCACGAAUGUCUUCAGUGGACUCCAUGGAUCAACGCCGACCAAAAUACAACUGACGGUGGCGACUACGAGCUGAUCGGCUUCAAUUUGGACGUGGAGGGGAGCCGACCUGGCCGGGUGACUCGUGAGCUGGCGCGGAGGGGCAUUGUCUGCAAUAACCCCGUGCAGGUGCAGUGUCGGGAGGCCUCCACCAAGCGUCACUGGUAUCAAACCGGAGAUGCUUCCAGAUCACCUAAGUAUGCCCGCUGCUCCCUCGCCGAAGGCAUGAGGUGUCAGAACAAGUAUCUAUCUCGCGGCAAAUGUCAUGAUUAUGAGAUCCGACUGCUCUGCUGGACAGACAAGUGCCGCCAUCUUAAGUGGACCGCCUGGAGUGAUAUUGAUAACCCCAGUGGUCACUGUGACUGUGAAACGCGAGCCAACACCCGCCCUGGCUGUCCUGAUGGACGCACUCCUUUGGAUAUCGACUGCCGCACAGUGGACGGGCAACACGCGGCGCUCACCAAAGACUUCCAUGUGGUGUGUGAUGUCAACGAAGGCAUGCACUGCUUCAAUAAGUUUCAACCCGGAUACGUGAAAGGCUCCUGGAGGCCACUGUGUCUUGAUUACAAAGUUCGCCAUCUGUGUGGAAAUUUGUACACGAAGCCAAAUAACUCGGCCGAAAUUAUUUAUCCCAUACAGUUGCAUGAGGUAAAGUUUAAUCUGAGUGAUAUUCACUGGAAAGGGUAAACAGACGUGAGAUAAAGAUAAGGAGUCAAAGCUUCUGCUGGCUCAAAAAGGAAAACCUUGAAUGUAUUCCGUCAGCGAAUUUGGUCAAUACCUUUGUCCUCCUGAUCCCCGGGACGAUAGAAAGAUGUUUCGCCUUUGCUGAAAAAUAAAACAUCCCCAUGAGUAAAAGAUGUCGU